AAAAAAAAAAAAAAAAAAGAAGCUAACCAUUUUUGACUUCUCAAGCGUGCCUAUGAAGACUGAACUAAUUUCUAUCAAUUUCUUUACUAACUCAAUUUACACCAAAAUCUCCACUCUAAAUCCAAUUCCACUAAUUUCAUCUCAAUUUUUGUUCUCUGGUUUUAAUGGGUCUAUUAUGUAAUCAAAGAAAAAAAUCAUCUUUUUUUUUCCUGUUCUUCAAACCCCCUCAGAUUUUUGUUCUUUUAGGAGUAUUGUUGAGCAUCCACUUUCACUCAACUUUUGGGUUGAAAGUUCUGCAAUUAAACAAGACAAAGUCAUCGUUUAAAAUUGCAAUUUUUGCAGACUUGCAUUUUGGGGAGAAUUCUUGGAGUAAUUGGGGACCUAAGCAAGAUGUCAACUCCGUCAAAUCCAUGUCCUCUAUUCUUCAUCACGAAAACCCAGAUUUCGUUGUGUACCUAGGAGAUGUCGUCACAGCCAAUAAUAUUCCUAUAGCAAACGCAAGCCUGUACUGGGAUCAAGCUACUUCACCCACCAGAGAUCGAGGCAUACCUUGGGCCAGUGUGUUUGGUAAUCAUGAUGAUGCCCAUUUUGUGUGGCCUAAGGAAUGGUUUUCCAAACAGGGGAUUCCCCCGUUGCGUUGUUCUCCGUCUAAUUCAACGCUCAUUGGGGAUGGAAAUUGCAGCUUCAUGGGCACAACACGAUUGGAUUUGAUGAAUUAUGAACUUGGAAAUGGCACACUUUCAUUCUCUCAGCAUGGACCCAAAAACCUUUGGCCAAGUGUAUCUAACUACGUCCUGCAAAUCUCAUCAUCAGAAAAUCCAGAGUCGCCUGUGGCAUUUAUGUAUUUUCUUGAUUCGGGAGGAGGUUCCUAUCCAGAAGUGAUUUCAAGUGCCCAAGCACAGUGGCUUAAAGGCAUAUCUAACGAAAUCAACCCCGAUUUUAGGGUACCUGAAAUUUUCUUUUGGCACAUACCUAGUAAAGCAUAUCAGAAGGCUGCACCUUGGUUGUUUUUUGUUCCUCAGCCUUGUGUCGGGUCAAUAAAUAAGGAACGGGUAUGUACUCAAGAAUCUGAGGCGGGGAUCAUGAAAGUAUUACAAGAUCGGCCUUCAGUCCAGGCUGUGUUUGUAGGGCAUGACCACGGCAAUGACUGGUGCUGUCCUUACAAGAAACUAUGGCUGUGCUAUGCUAGACACACCGGUUAUGGUGGUUACGGGAAUUGGGCAAGAGGAGCUAGAAUUCUGGAGAUUGCUGAUCAACCUUUCACUCUCAAGUCAUGGAUAAGGAUGGAAGACGGGUUUGUACAUAGUCAUAUCCUCUUGAGUUCUCGUCCUGUUUCUUCAUCCUCUAUUUUCCUGGUUUUGGUUCUGGUUUUGGUUCUGUUCUUCGGAAUCAAGUCCUUUUACCCUGCAUCUGCUCAUCUGAUUUCUAAAGCUAAAGCCUUUAUAUCACCAACUGCAUUAUAGUUCCCACGCCAUCGUUCAACACAUACUUAUGUUCUGCUGAUGACAACAUUCUAAUAUCCUAUACUGUAUAUAACAGAGAAUUAUUUUUCUAGGAGAACACUUGUGAUAUUGUGCACUUGUAAAUCGUUUAAUUUUUUUUACCGAAUAAUCUUCCUUAGAUAAUUAUCUGAUUGCAUUCUUGUAAAGACAUCAAAUCUAGUGUAUGUAUAGUUUUUUCAGUUUUAGUG
Messenger RNA from Spinacia oleracea (spinach), 1690 nucleotides. Its product is annotated as probable inactive purple acid phosphatase 16. The transcript is spliced from 5 exons. NCBI's taxonomy places the organism in Eukaryota, Viridiplantae, Streptophyta, Magnoliopsida, Caryophyllales, Amaranthaceae. Gene Ontology annotation, cellular component: cytoplasm. Bases 165 to 1463 code for a protein of 432 amino acids. Gene Ontology annotation, molecular function: hydrolase activity, acting on ester bonds. The record is from RefSeq and is a predicted model, not a curated record.